GUUAAGGUUUGUCUCUUCGUCUAGAUAACCACGUAUGCAUUUGUUUUACAUAGAUUUGUUGGAUUUGAAAAAAAACAAAAACAGCCAUAGCAUUAUGACCAUAGUCCAGUGCCCUUCAUAUUAAUCAAUAACCACUGAAUGCCCGCUGGUUUUGAUCCCUCUUAUUUAGUUUCCUGCUCCGCCCUCAAUGUGCUCACCUGUUCCCGUUCCUUUCAUACAUAGUCAAUGAGUUUCCAAGUUUCAUUUCAUCUGAGAACUUACCUGAUUACUGUACUUCACCUGUACUCUGUAGAGGGCUUUUGACAACUGUGGAUUUUUGUUUUAUCCUGCUCCCAUUCUUUGCUGAGUGCACAGCGUGUGCUAUGUAUUGCGCAUUUCCGAUCUUAUCUGUCUUGACAUUACUCUAAGCUGCUGUUUUUGGUCAUGGAUGAUUUCGUUUGUACCAAACUAAAUGAAUGGGGUUUGAAAGAGUGGAUCGAUACAUUUAAAGAACAAGGUAUUGAUAAGGAAACUCUGUUUUAUCUUGAGGAUCAAGAAAUUAGGGACUUGAUCCCAAAAGUGGGACCAAGAGCGAAAUUCAAGAGGGAACUCAAGCUCUUAAAGGUAAUGUUCUGCGCUAUGACACGUUGCAAAUAUUUGCAAUUGGAACGUGACGAAGCAGCUGAUUCCCCUCAGACUCUUUCAUAUACAAGCGGAGACACUAUUAAUACGCAACCUGAAACCUGUCUCUUGCACAACAGGAAGAAAAUUGACGAUUUGGAAACCGACAAGAGGGAGCUGGUCGGUGUCUUUGGUAAAACUGGGGCCGGAAAGAGCUCUUUGAUAAAUGCCAUAAUUGGCGAGAGGGAUCUUCUGCUAACAGGAAGCAUCAAUGCAUGUACCACGGUCAUGAUUAAAGUCGAGGCCAACAUGCACAACUCCAAGUAUGAAGCAGAGAUCGAGUUCAUUCCAGAAGAGGAGUGGGAAGAUGAAUUGUGGCCCUCGCAUCAAUUUCAUGUGGAUGAUGGAGAUCAGGAAGAUAGAGAUGAUUACAAUGUCACUGAUGACGACAUUGAUGAGAAGCUGUCAGCAUUGUAUGGAGAAGAAUGGAAUCAAAAAACUCCCAAAGAACUCAUGGACAAGAAAUAUUUCAAGGAAAUUCCAGAAUUUUUAAAAUCUGCAACAAAGACUCUGACGGGCGAAUCAGCUAAAGAGCUAUCCGCAAAAUUCACGAAAUACACAAGAAGCGACCCAAACCAAGGAGAAGGGAAAGACUUAAGAAGGUUUUAUUGGCCACUAGUGAAGUGUGUGACUGUCAGGGUGCCACAGAAUAAGUUUCUCCAGCAUGUGACACUCGUGGACCUUCCUGGAAAUGGAGACUGUAACAAGAGCAGAGACAAAAUGUGGAAAGAGGUCAUUGUAAAUUGCUCCACUGUGUGGAUUGUGACUGACAUUAAUCGAGCAGCAGCAGAAACAGAACCCUGGGAGAUCCUGGAAAAUGCCAGUAGCAGUAUUGGAAACGGUGGAGAGUGUCAGCACAUUCACUUCAUCUGCACCAAGUCUGAUCAGAUUGAUGAUAAUGGUUCAGCAGAUGAGGUGUAUGCUAGCAUAUUGAAAAGAAACAUGAAAGCCAAGGAAGCGGUGAACAGUGAAUUCAAAAAGCGCAGCAGGAUUAUGAAACAUUUCAGCAGUGACUGCUUCAAAGUAUUCACGGUGAGCUCCAAAGAGUUUCUGAAAGAAAAUAAACCUCUGAAGCUGGAGGACACUGAAAUACCCAAACUUAAGGAAUUUCUAAAGAAUCUCAACGACAGUCAUUCAGAGACUUUGAACUAUGUGUCUGGAGCUUAUGGGAUUCUGUCUUUGAUUCAAGGAGCCCGCUGUAGAGAAGGGACCAGCAGAAAAACUGAAGUGUGCGAAGACCUCAAAAAAACCCUGAACCUUCAAGUUGACAAAGUCAAAAAAGUGGUGGAAGACGCGAACAAGGCUUUUGAAAUGUGCCUUGAUAAGGGUGUUGAAAUGUCCAAACGCUGCUGUGAACAGAAACUGGAGGCCAUUUUAAGUCCUAGAAAACGCAGUUCGGGUUUUCACAGGACUCUAAAAAGUGUUGUAAAGAACAAUGGCAUCCACAAACCAAGGAGGGGAAGACAAAUAAAUCUCAACAUGACACUGACUUCAUUCUUGACAGACAGCAUUGAUGAGAAAUUCAGGAAGACCUUCCCAAAUGAUGGAAACACUGGACCAUUUGGUGGGUUCAUCAGAGAGUUUUCACUCAACACAGACAAGCUCAUUCAACAGGACAAAGAUGUGGAACUGCUGCUGAGAUUUCUGAAGACAGAGGAAGAAAACAUGAAGACCAAGGUGAUUAAAUACAUCAGGGACAAAAAGAAAAUUAUCUACAGCAGUUUGAUAGAGACGACUGAAAAAAACAUGCGCGCCACCUAUCAGAGAGCAUUCAACUUCAGAGGGAAGGACACACUGAAGAACAUGAGGACUACGGUUAUGAGACAUGUAUACGAUUCCAAAAACAACAUGUUUGAGGAGGCUAAAAACGUCAUGUUGGGCCAGCUGAAUGAACUGAAGGAACAUGUCUUGGAGACUCUGGAGAAAACCAUGAAGGAAUCAAUUGAGCUUUCACUUACGACAGGUGACUGCUUAAUACCAGAUGUUUCAGAUAAGCUUGCAAUGGUCAAGAAACUUCAUGAUGCACUGACAGGCGACCUACACGAAGAAAAGUAACUACUCUGUUUUUUAAAAUGACGACAUGUUAUGCUACAGAUGUGCAUGCACAUAUUUUUCAGAAAAUUUGUAAAAUAACGAUUCAGUUAUAUUAUACGAUU
This is a messenger RNA of Mugil cephalus (flathead mullet), 2816 nucleotides long. RefSeq names its product nuclear GTPase SLIP-GC-like. The transcript is spliced from 18 exons. Gene Ontology annotation, molecular function: protein binding; GTPase activity. NCBI's taxonomy places the organism in Eukaryota, Metazoa, Chordata, Actinopteri, Mugiliformes, Mugilidae. Bases 424 to 2715 code for a protein of 763 amino acids. The record is from RefSeq and is a predicted model, not a curated record.